UUUCCAUUAACGCAACAACAUCGGGUCGUGUGGUUGUAUGUCUUGUCUGGACUGUGCAGAACUGACAAACAUACAGUUUUUUCCUGCUUCGGAAAACGUUAAUUCGUGUAAUGGAACCACUGUGCAAACGCAGAAAGGCGUCAGAAUGUGAAACUGUGGCCUGGGACGUUUCCCCCGUACUUUCGGAUGAACAGUCCCAGGACACCGCGUUACUGGAAGCCUACGCUGCUCCCAUCAUCAACAGGAAAGAAACCUCUCGCCUCGUGAAGGAGCUGUCCUCCGUCUACCCGCUGCCCGGUGUUCAACACAUCAAGAGAGUGCGAGCAUGCAAGGAUAGUGGCAGCCUCCAUCCUUUAGAAAUCAUCGUGUGUUUGGUACGAGAUGUACAACCGACCAACGACAGCAAUGAUUUGUCCAUCUCAGCCUUGCUCCCCUCAGACAGAGUGGAUUGUCGUGGAUUAGGGGAACCAUUCCUGGUAAAAAUCCCUGCACAUCCCCCAUUAACCAGACCCCAGUUUGAACAAGCCAGCAGACACUGGCCAACAUCUUUCCAUGAGGAUAAACUGUUGACUGUGGCUUUGAAAGGACAACUGUUUACUGCUGACCAGAAAGCAAAGAUGCAGCUAUUUAUGAUGGGCGCCAUAACAGCAGCAAAAGCGACACAAGUGCUGGGGAUGGAUGCUGUUGGUGCCGUCAUUGUUGAUCCACAGAGUGAGAGUGUACUUGCUACAGGUCAUGACUGCAGGGGUGGCACGAACCCUUUGCAUCACGCCGUUAUGGUCUGCAUUGAUCUUGUGGCUCAGGGCCAAGGGGGUGGGACUUACAAGUUUGACAGAUACCCCAGCUGUCAGUUUUCAGCCCCAACUUUACCACCUCACCAAAGCAGCAGAGAAAUUUCCCCCUCUGUGGACUCACUUGGCUUGGAUCAAGCAGAGCAGAGCUGGGUACCUUACAUAUGUACUGGGUAUGAUCUGUAUGUGACCCGUGAGCCCUGUGUAAUGUGCGCAAUGGCAUUGGUCCACUCCAGGAUAAGCAGGGUGUUUUAUGGAGCCGCUUCAGAGGAUGGUGCUCUGGGCACCAAGUAUAAAAUACACACACAGAAGGACCUUAAUCACCAUUUUGAGGUUUUCAAAGGAGUUUUAAAGCAGGAGUGUGAGGAACUUGAACAGGGUGGCACACUAUUUCAAUAGCUUUUCAUUUUUAAAUUCAUGUGUCUUUUUUUAAAUUAAGUUGUGUUUGUAGAAUACACAAGUUAGAAUAUGUUUUCCUUCAUUACAAAAACACUUCAUUUUAAGGUUAACCUGUCCUUUUUGCACAGUUUUUUUAAAUUGACAUUAAAGGUUUUUCCAUAGUAACCACAGAAGCUAUUGCCUUGUGGUUAAUUUGAAAAUGUUAUUUAUUAAAAUUGCUAUUAGCCCACUACUUUUUAUUCAAUUUAAAGCCAGUGACAGCAAUAGCCUUCACUCAAACUGUAGUUACGGGAAGCUUGAAUAUGUGUUGAUAUCCCAAGAGCCCCACUGGCUGAAAGGAGGCCAGUGGGAACCCACUGCCACUGUAACAGGUGCACUUGACAGUGAAUGUAUAAACCGGUCCGGCACAAAUACAUAAAUGCAAGACAAA
This is a messenger RNA of Conger conger (European conger), 1620 nucleotides long. RefSeq names its product adenosine deaminase tRNA specific 3 (gene adat3). The record is from RefSeq and is a predicted model, not a curated record. Gene Ontology annotation, molecular function: tRNA-specific adenosine-34 deaminase activity. Gene Ontology annotation, cellular component: cytoplasm; nucleus. Lineage: Eukaryota; Metazoa; Chordata; Actinopteri; Anguilliformes; Congridae. Gene Ontology annotation, biological process: tRNA wobble adenosine to inosine editing. The transcript has 2 exons. Bases 111 to 1190 code for a protein of 359 amino acids.